This is a messenger RNA of Talaromyces atroroseus, 855 nucleotides long. RefSeq lists its product as hypothetical. Lineage: Eukaryota; Fungi; Ascomycota; Eurotiomycetes; Eurotiales; Trichocomaceae. Bases 1 to 855 code for a protein of 284 amino acids. The transcript is spliced from 3 exons. The record is from RefSeq and is a predicted model, not a curated record.
AUGACUGAAUUCUUCAUCGCGGACGAGGAUUUGACAGGCCUCAAGGACAAGGUCGUCAUUCUGACUGGUGGCUCGUCCGGCAUAGGCCUGGCAACCGCCAACUUGCUGCUCUCUUUAGGAGCAAAGGUCAUCAGCGGCGAUAUCAACGCCCCCACGGAAGAAGGCGCUGGUCUCCAAUUCGUAAAGACCAAUGUCACCAAUUGGGCGGACCUCGUCGACUUGUUCAAGAAGGCCAAGGAACAACAUGGCCGAAUCGACUACGUCUUUGCGAACGCCGGCAUUGGCCCUCGCGCCGACUACUUGAAUCUCCAGGCCGAUGAGAACGGCGACCCGAAGGAACCGACGAGUGAAGUCUUGGAUGUCAAUCUCAAGAGCGUGGUAAAUACCGCGACACUCGCUGUGCAUUACCUCAAGCAGCAGCCUGAAGGUGGUGCCAUUGUGCUUAUGGGCUCUAGCACAGGCCUGCAACCCGUUCGAGCUCCUGACUACUCUACGGCCAAGCAUGGCGUCCUAGGCUGGGCCAGAGGACUUGCGCUCCUCGUCGACGCCGCAAAGCUACCCAUUCGCGUCAACACGCUCAUGCCCUCGUGGACCAGCACAAACGUUCUCCCGGAUUUGGGUGGCAUGAUGCGAGCAGUUUCGCUCGAGUCGCAGCCAAGUUUGGUUGUUGCUCGUGUGGCCGCGUAUCUAAUGACCGACACCUCUAGAAAUGGAGACGUGAUCUACGUCUCUGAUGGGAAGUAUAAGGAAAUCGAGAAGUCCGUUCUCUGGCCUGCGUACGAGAAGCAUAUCAAGGGAGACGGACUCAGCGAUGAUGAGGUGCUUGUGCGUCUUCUCUCACUUGCUGGACAAUGA